AUGGCUGUAGUAUCCUCUAUAGCAUCAAGCAAAACUUCUAAAAUAUUUCAUCUUAUUUGGCUCGAUGCUUCAGUAAAUGAUUUUGAUCACAAUUACCAAGUUCAACAACAUCUUCGAACAUUAAUUAAUCGUUUAAGAACAUUUGAAUCUGUUGAUGUAUAUGAGCAAUACAUUCAAUCAUUAUCUAAAGAAGAUCGAAUUUUUCUUAUUACUAAUGGUCAAUUAGGUCGACAAAUUGUUUCUCAUAUAAAUCAACUGCAACAAAUUUCUUCCAUUUAUGUUUAUUGUAUGAAUAAAAAUUUCAAUGAUGAAUGGGCUAAGCAAUAUUCUAACUUUUGUAAACGAUAUUAUAAAAAAGAUCAAAUCCAAUUAAAUAAUAUUCAAGAAUUUGAAAAUAAUUAUACAUCAGAUAAAGCUUUAUGGUGGAAUACAAAAACAAUUCGUGUUUUUAUCGUUUAUUAA
Rotaria sp. Silwood1 is the source of this 462-nucleotide messenger RNA. Lineage: Eukaryota; Metazoa; Rotifera; Eurotatoria; Philodinida; Philodinidae. The record is from the annotation of a GenBank genome assembly.